Monopterus albus (swamp eel) is the source of this 569-nucleotide messenger RNA. Its product is annotated as alpha-mannosidase 2-like. The transcript is spliced from 2 exons. Gene Ontology annotation, cellular component: Golgi membrane. Gene Ontology annotation, molecular function: alpha-mannosidase activity. Gene Ontology annotation, biological process: mannose metabolic process; N-glycan processing; protein deglycosylation. The coding region runs from base 42 to 362 and encodes 106 amino acids. NCBI's taxonomy places the organism in Eukaryota, Metazoa, Chordata, Actinopteri, Synbranchiformes, Synbranchidae. The record is from RefSeq and is a predicted model, not a curated record.
UGGGGGCGGGGCAACUGGAGCUGGUGACAGGCGGUUGGGUGAUGGCGGACGAAGCAAAUUCUCACUACUUUGCUAUGUUGGAUCAGCUGAUCGAAGGACACCAGUGGAUACAGAAGCAUCUGGGUGUGAAGCCCCGUAGUGGAUGGGCGAUUGAUCCGUUUGGCCACUCCCCCUCUAUGACCUACCUCCUGAAGGGGGCGGGGCUUAGCAACAUAGUCAUCCAGCGAGUUCACUAUGCUGUUAAGAAACACUUCGCCCAGCAACAGACAUUGGAGUUUCUAUGGCGACAGAGCUGGGGUGAGUGUGGGCAAGAGACACCGGGUCUGAAUACAGAGAGAGAGAAACUGACUGAAGAUAAGUAAUGUUAAACUGUGUGAAAAUGUUUUGUUGAUAAUAGAUUUUGAUGAUACUAACAGCAAAAGUGAAGAAAAAAUAUUGAAACAAUAUUAGAAAAAGUGGGAGGAGUCCAGAAAACAAAUGAAGAAAAACAAUACAUGUAGAUGAGGACAAAAUAGUUCCACAGAAAACAUUUGAAGACUUACAUUAAUAAAACAAAUUGAGUACAGUUU